Molecule: messenger RNA, 5590 nt
Organism: Aplysia californica (California sea hare)
Lineage: Eukaryota; Metazoa; Mollusca; Gastropoda; Aplysiida; Aplysiidae
Product: sodium channel alpha-subunit SCAP1
Biological process (GO): neuronal action potential; membrane depolarization during action potential; sodium ion transmembrane transport
Cellular component (GO): voltage-gated sodium channel complex; plasma membrane
Molecular function (GO): voltage-gated sodium channel activity
Source: RefSeq, marked provisional
GUCACUUCUCGCCACUCGGUGCUGGCCAGAGCACGGGGCUGAGCGGGAGAGAGUUAAAAAGGGGAAAACUCGCACCGGAUUUUCUUCCGGGCGACUUUCUCAGGGUCAACGUGAGGUCAAAUUUUGAUGCUCAAAUCUUCAGGAAUUUUCCCCUUUGUGUGGUAUUUUUUUCUGGACACUUACAACUGCGCUGUUGUUCUCAAGAGGUAGGGGGGACUUGGGGAUUGGGUCGAGAAGACACGUAUGGUCGGGCGUAGGCGGCUUUAGAAGUCAGCUAUGGACCACGAGCUAGCAGAGUGGACGCCUUUCCGGCUGUUCACAAGAGAGUCUCUCUUUACCAUCGACCGCCGCAUUGCAGAGGAGGAAGCUGCCAAGCAUGCGGAGAAGGCUCCCCCGGAGUCGGACGACGAUGAUGAGGAGUUGGAUGAGCCGAGCCACCAUGAGGAAAACCUCAAGCCUAACCCAAAGUUGGAGGCGGGCCGUAAGUUACCACCCUCCCUGGAGGACUACCCACGCGAGUACGUGGGCAAACCACUGGAGGACCUGGACGAGUUCUAUCACAACCAGAAGACGUUUGUGGUCCUCAACAAAGACAAGGCCAUCUUCCGAUUUAGCGCCACCGACGCCAUCUUUCUCCUGUCGCCCUUCAACCCUAUUCGCCGUAUCGCCAUUUACAUCCUAGUUCAUCCAAUUUUCAGUCUGUUAGUCAUGAUGACCAUUUUAGUAAACUGCGUCUUUAUGGCCAUUACGUCCUACACUCCGCCAGCUUUUGUGGAGCACAUCUUUCUGGGCAUCUACACCGUGGAGGCCGUUGUGAAGGUACUUUCCAGGGGGUUUGUCCUCAAACCCUUCACCUACCUGCGGGACCCCUGGAAUUGGCUGGACUUCUUUGUCAUAUCUAUUGCAUAUAUGACGAUGACGGUCAAGUCGUUUGGGAACCUGCAGGCGUUGAGGACAUUCCGAGUACUGAGGGCUCUCAAGACUAUCUCCGUCAUACCAGGCCUCAAGACGAUCGUCGGUGCCUUACUGGAGGCCGUACGCCGGCUUCGUGACGUAAUGAUCCUAACCGUGUUCGUCCUGUCCAUCUUCGCGCUGAUCGGCAUGCAGCUCUACUCCGGGGCUCUGCGGCAGAAGUGUGUGCUCAACCCUGUGCCGGAGCUGGGCACCAACAUCACUCACGACGAGUGGAACGAUUGGGUCAACAAUGAGUCUCACUGGCAGAAAGACUUUUACGACGAGUGGCAAGUCUGCGGAAAUGGCACAGGGGCAGGGAAAUGUGGCAACGGGACCAUCAACGGUACUGCAGAGUGGCUCUGUCUUCCUAACAUUGGUCAGAACCCUAACCACGACUUCACCAGCUUUGACAACUUCGGCAUGGCUUUGCUGUGUGCUUUCAGGCUCAUGACACAAGACUUCUGGGAGAGCCUCUACCACCUGGAGGAAGAGGCACGGAAGGAGGCCCUCAGCAUCAUGACAAAGAGCCCCAGUAAUUCCUCCUGGAACAAUGACUUCGAGGCUGGGGUUCGAACCGCUGGCGACAAGGCUGAGGAGAAGGAGCGCCUCUCACUUACCAGUGACCAUUCAGCCACUAGUGCUCACCUCAAGCCCAGCAGACUCAACCAGAAACGGCAUAGCCUCAGUCUGCCUGGCUCCCCCUACAUACAUCGGAGGAACAGCAGAGGCAGCCAAUACAGCUGGCGAAAGCCUGUGCCAACAGCGAAAAGGUCACCGUAUUGCCCGGAUCGCCAGCCACUGGUGCACCACACUUUGGAAAACCUCCCUCUCCCAUUCGCGGAUGACUCAGCGGCCGUCACUCCUUCUUCUGAAGAUCUAUGCAACUUUAGUUUUAUCCGGAACAUGCCGAACGGAAGGCGCUUCAGCUUCGCCUCACAGCGCAGGCCUGACGGGACCGGGCGCUCCGGAAGUAGACGCAGCAGCUUUGCGUCCAAUCACAGCCGAGCAUCACGCACCAGCAGGGGUUCCGGGCAGGGGGAUCGUACCAAGACGCAGACGUUACUGAAUUUCAAGAAAGGCAAAGUCCCGGAUGUGGUAUUAGACAAGUCAAAGCUGGAUGAUGACCAGGACUCUGUGAGCAGCGGUGGCUCUGGCCACUGUCCGGAGAAAGAUAAGGCAUCGGAGAGUAACCCAUUCUUGAGUCACUCCCCGGGAGGACCCAACGUUGAGAUGAAAGGUUUUGUGAGUAUGACAAGCAUCCAUCAGCGCACCAUGAAGGACAUCAUGUGGAAGUAUUUCUGUACCUGGGACUGCCACCCUAACUUUCAGAAGCUCCAGCGACUGGUCAGUCUCUUCAUCAUGGACGCCUUUGUGGACUUGUUCAUCACCAUCUGCAUUCUGGUCAACACUGCAUUCAUGGCCAUGGAGCACUAUGACAUGGAGGAUGACCUCAAGGCUGUCUCCAACGCCGCAAACUUGGUGUUCACGGCUAUCUUUGCUGUGGAAGCAUUCCUCAAGAUCCUUGCUCUGAGCCCUGUCAUAUACUUCAAGGACGGCUGGAACAUCUUUGACUCCAUAAUCGUGGCUCUGUCCCUAAUGGAGCUUAGUAUGACCAAACUACCAGGUCUCUCUGUCCUGAGAGCAUUCAGGCUGCUACGAGUGUUCAAACUAGCCAAGUCCUGGCCCACCCUAAACAUGCUGAUUGCCAUUGUGGGUCGCACCAUGGGAGCCCUGGGUAACCUGAUCAUUGUCCUAGGCAUCAUCAUCUUCAUCUUUGCCGUCAUGGGACAGCAGCUUUUCUCGUCAGACUACAAGACCUAUGAGAGGGAAAUUGAUGCCUGGGGGAACGUUACCAUCAACAAGGACAAAAUGCCCAGGUGGAAUUUCAACGACUUCUUACAUUCGUUCAUGAUCGUGUUCCGCGUGCUGUGUGGAGAGUGGAUAGAGUCCAUGUGGGGCUGCUAUCUAGUGUCCGGCUGGGCUUGUGUGCCCUUCUUCUUGCUCACCUAUGUUGUAGGGAACCUUGUGGUGCUGAAUCUUUUCCUUGCUCUGUUGCUCAGCUCAUUUGGAUCAGAAAGUUUACAGCGCUCGGAGUCUGAUGAUGAGCCAAGCAAGAUUGCAGAGGCCAUUGAUCGUUUCCAGGCCCUGGAAGAUGCAUACCUGCAUGAGAAACCAAUUCUGAAGGAAAUCCUGGAAUAUUUGGACAAAGUCUUCACUGCCAUCUUUAUUAUUGAGAUGUUGAUCAAGUGGCUGGCAUUUGGAUUCAAAACCUACUUCACAGAUGCAUGGUGCUGGCUAGACUUCACAAUUGUCAUGUUGUCCAUUGUGAUGCUGGUGGCAGAUCUGACGGCCUCUGAGGAAGGUGGAGGAAGCAUGAGCUGGAUGAAAUCCAUGAGGACGCUGAGAGCGUUACGUCCCCUCAGAGCUGUCAGUCGAUGGGAGGGCAUGAGAGUGGUUGUGAAUGCUCUGUUCAAGGCGAUUCCCUCCAUUUGCAAUGUGUUGCUGGUGUGUCUCGUGUUCUGGCUAAUCUUUGGUAUCAUGGGAGUACAACUCUUCAAUGGAAAGUUCCAUGCCUGCAGGGACGAAAAGGGAGACAAAUAUCCCAGAGAGGAAGUCCCAAACAAAACAGUCUGCAUUGACAAGGGAUACAACUGGACCAAUGCCCAGAUCAAUUUUGAUCAUGUGCUCUCCGCAUAUUUGGCUUUGUUUCAAGUGGCAACUUACAAGGGCUGGAUUGACAUUAUGAAUAAUGCAAUAGAUUCGACAGAAAUCGGCCAGCAACCGUCGCGAGAAGAGAAUGUUAUCAUGUACCUGUUCUUCGUCCUUUUCAUUGUCUUUUGCUCUUUCUUCACUCUCAACCUCUUCAUUGGUGUCAUUAUUGAGAAUUUCAACUCACAGAAAAAGAAGGCUGGAGGAUCUUUGGAGAUGUUCAUGACAGAAGACCAGAAGAAGUAUUACAAUGCCAUGAAACGAAUGCAGUCCAAGUCACCACAAAAGUCUAUACCUAGGCCCAAGUAUAAGCUGGCAGGGCUCAUCUUCGACAUCACGACUGACCAGAAGUUUGACAUUGCCAUCAUGGUCAUCAUCAUCCUCAACAUGUUGACCAUGAUGUUUGAGCACCAUGGCAUGUCGGCUCAGAUGAAGAACAUCCUGGGUAUCUUCAAUCUCAUCUUCAUCACCAUCUUUACCGCCGAAUGCGUUCUCAAGCUGAUAGGGCUGCGGUGGUACUACUUCAAGAUUCCAUGGAACGUCUUCGACUUUGUUGUUGUGGUCUUGUCUAUUUUAGCUUCCUCCUUGUCUGAGUUUGAGGACAGCUUCUUCAUCUCGCCAACUUUGCUCAGGGUCAUCCGAGUGUUCCGCGUGGGUCGUGUGCUGCGAUUGGUCAAGUCUGCUAAAGGCAUACGCACAUUGCUGUUCUCGAUGGCCGUGUCCCUUCCCGCCUUGUUCAACAUCGGGCUUCUGCUAGGCCUCAUCAUGUUCAUUUAUGCCAUCAUGGGCAUGAACUUCUUCAUGGGUGCCGAGCAGAAGUACGGUCUAGACGACGCGUUCAACUUUGACACAUUCUUGCGUAGUUUCAUCCUCUUGUUUCAAAUGUGCACCAGUGCGGGAUGGAGUGAUGUGUUGAAUGGUUUGAUAGCCAGAUGCGCACCAGAGGGUACUUGCAAAGACUACAACGUAGCGACCAUCUACCUGGCUACUUACCUUGUAGUCUCCUUCCUUGUUGUGGUCAACAUGUACAUCGCAGUCAUCUUGGAGAACUUCAGUCAGGCCACAGAGGAUGAACAGCAGGGACUGACGCCCGACGACUUCGACAUGUACUAUGAGAAGUGGGAGAAAUAUGAUCCAAAAGCCAGCAAGUACAUUCCCCUGGAUCAGCUCUCCGACUUUGUGGAUUACUUAGAGGAGCCCUUGAGGCUACCCAAGCCCAAUCAUUUCAUUCUGGUCAAGUUGGAUAUACCUAUCUGUGAAAACGAUCGUUGCUACUGCCGGGAUAUACUGGAUGCUUUGACCAAGAAUUUCCUCGGCACUGGAGAGACGUCAGAUAUCCCACAAAAGGAAACUGACAAGGAGAAAGAGGAGUAUAAGCCCAUCAGUAGUACUCUAAGGCGGCAGAAGGAGCAUUAUGCAGCCAGGAUCAUCCAAAAGGCGUACAGGAAUUUCAAAGGAAUAACCUUCGGAGAUGGAACAGGGAGCAGUGGCAAAGAUGAGGACACACGUAGUUCAAAAAGUGAUGAUGAUAACGAUGACGAUAAUGGUGGUGAUGGCCGAGGUGGAGGAAUGAACGGCACUCGAGGUGGACGUCGGCAUGGGGCUGAGAAUGGUGAGAAAACCAAGGACAGGGAUGGGUCAAAGAGGGAUGGGAAGGACAGUCCAUCCAAGGAUAGUAACGAUGACAGCUCCCAGCAAGCUCAAGACAAGCCGAAAGAGACAGAGGAUGAGGAGCAACGUCUGCAGGAUAGCGGCAUUGUCAUUGUCAAUGAGACAGAUGCAGAUCCCAAAACUGUGGAGCUGGGGCCUGACAGUGGGGUGGUGGCGUAAGAGCGAUGUCUUGGCACAACAAGCUUGCAGUGGCGUAGGUUCUAAUAUUUUUGCUUUCUCAAUCCCUUACGUAAAACUUUGCCUUGACUGAACAAGU